Molecule: messenger RNA, 1811 nt
Organism: Nasonia vitripennis (jewel wasp)
Lineage: Eukaryota; Metazoa; Arthropoda; Insecta; Hymenoptera; Pteromalidae
Gene: Fkbp39
Product: 46 kDa FK506-binding nuclear protein
Exons: 4
Coding region: 207-1388 (393 amino acids)
Cellular component (GO): nucleolus; chromatin
Molecular function (GO): macrolide binding; peptidyl-prolyl cis-trans isomerase activity
Source: RefSeq, a predicted model, not a curated record
UCGAAAAAUUAGCAGCAGCAGCAGCGCAUGCGGUAGCGCUGCUAUCAGCCCAUGCAUCCGCAGGUUCCUCGAAUCGACAGAAAGAGCCGCGCUCUCAUCAAACGUGCUCGUGCAGAUCAAGCGUUAGAACGAAUUUAGCCGGGACGUCGCGAAGACCCCGUUUUUCUUUUCUUUCUUCAUUCCGUCGACCAGAAAAAGCCGUCACCAUGUUUUGGGGACUUAUUAUGGAGCCGAACAAGAGGUACACGCAGACCGUGGAGAAGGCCUUUCACAUAUCCAUGGCCAGUUUAGACGGAUCCACCGCCAAUGCUGGUCUGGUGCAGGUCAUGAUAUGCUAUGACAGCCGAAACUACCUGCUGUGUACAUUACAAAAGGAUUCUAUAUGGCAAGUACCUUUGGAUCUGAACUUCCAAGAAGGAACAAAGAUUGCCUUCACAUGCAACGGCGAUGGCCAUGUUCACCUUACUGGAUACUUGGUCCCAGAAGAGGAAGGAUUUGAUGAGAUGGAUGAGGAUGAUUUCGAUGAGGAAGAUGCAGAGAUUGAUGAGGAGAUUCCAACUCUUGUGGGCCCAAAGAAGAGGAAAGCACAGGCUUCUCCAAAAGAAAGCAAUGCCAAAAAACCAGCGAAAAAAUCCAAGAUCGAGGUAGACGAAGAUGAUGACAAUGAAUCAGAUUCCGAUGAUGAUGAAGAAAAUGGCUUUGGCUUAGAUGAAGAUGACUCUGAUGAUGAUGAUGAUGUUGAGGCAGAUGGCAUGGAAGAAGAUGAUGAGGAUGAUGACGAUGAGGAGGAAGAUGAGAGCGAUGACGAUGAUGAAGAAGAGGAAGAGCAAGUGCCAGUAAUAACUCUUACUAAGAAACAGCUGAAACAGCAACAGCAACAACAGAAGCAAAAUCAACAGAAAGAACAAAACCAACAGAAUCAAAGCAAAAAAGGAAAGGAAAAACUUGUGAAUGGCAAAGCAGAUGCCAAGCCAGAGAAAGAGCAGGGAAAACAGAAGAAAAACAAGGACAACAGCAAGUCUGAGGAAAAGCAAGAACAACAACAACCGAAGAAGAGAACAGUUGAAGGUGGAGUCCAAGUAGAAGACCUCAAAGUAGGAGAAGGUGCUCCAGCCAAGUCAGGCAAAUUCGUUUCAGUAUAUUACAUUGGUAGAUUGAAGAACGGCAAGAAGUUUGAUCAAACUCAACAAGGUGAUGGUUUCAAAUUCAGGCUUGGAAAAGGUGAAGUAAUCAAAGGAUGGGAUGUUGGUAUUGCUGGAAUGAAAGUUGGAGGAAAGAGACGCUUGACCAUCCCUCCCAACAUGGCUUAUGGUGCUAAGGGAUCCCCUCCAGUUAUCCCACCAAACAGUCAACUUAAUUUCGAAGUUGAACUCCGAGCUAUUCACUGAGCGUGCCAUUCCAACAAUUUAAUCAUACGCUAUAGAUAGGAAUUUCUUGAAAAUAUUUUUUAAUGUUUUUAAGAGACAUUUUUUACACUUGCAUUAUAUAUCAUAAGACAGUUAUCGAUCUAUGCAGUAUUUUCGUAAAAAAAUAAUUUUAUGCUAAACUGACACAAAGAUCUAUAUUUUCAUUAAUUCAUUAUACUAUGCGAGUACAUUGAUCGAUAAACAGAAUGUGAGACUGUACAGAGAUAUGUGUAUGGGAUAAUCAUACGUUGAUUUUGUAUUGCUUUAUAACUUUCUCUACUUUAAUUAGAAGAGAUGUUUUUUCUUAUCGAGCAUAAAACUGACUAUGCCACCAAUAAAGUUUAAAAAAAUAAGAGUACCUUUUAAAUAGAUUGUUUAUUAAUAAAAAAAUCGUGUGAAAAAUUG